Messenger RNA from Mesorhabditis spiculigera, 2229 nucleotides. NCBI's taxonomy places the organism in Eukaryota, Metazoa, Nematoda, Chromadorea, Rhabditida, Rhabditidae. The record is from the annotation of a GenBank genome assembly.
AUGCCACCCAACCAUGACAGCUUUCUUGAGGAAGGGAGAAUCGGAAUUGAACUGCAAGCCAUCUUCGAUUCUCCAAAGCCACACCCAACCAAUUGCUAUUUACAGUUCAAGAAGGGCGAUCUACUUCGGGUCAUCAGCGAGAAAGACGAAAACUGGUGGUUUGCGGAACAUUUGGCGACAGGGGAAUAUGGGGCGGCUGCCAAGGUACACGCCGUCGAGAUCCCAGAAAUAUUCGACGAACCGUGGUUCUUCUACGGCUGGGAUGCCGCACUAACAAAAAAGGCUUUUGACAAGGAUCCGACAAAAUUGGGCGCCUACCUGGUACGUUCGAAUGGAACGGGGUUUGUCUUGGAACUGAGAGCCAAAAACGGCAUCAUCCAAGCCUAUCCGAUCCAUCAAAAUGGAGAAGGGGAAUACUAUAUCCAAGAAAAUCGCAAAUACGCCUCCAUCCAAGAUCUCAUCGCCUUCUAUCAAACGUAUACGUCACGUUUCCUGGGCUCUCGACUCGAUAAUAUACCAAAUUAUGCGAACAUUAGAGAAGUGAAAUACCUGAAGGCGCUUCAACAUCCAAAUAUUGUCCGAAUGCUUGGGGUUUGUCGCUCGGCGGCACAACCCAUUUUGGUGCUUGAAAUGAUGUCGCAUGGAGAUUUGCGGCGAAUCCUGCGAUUCCCUUGUCCCCUCGGCUUUAACGGUGACAUUAACAUCCUGACACAGGUGGCCGCUGGCAUGGAAUAUUUAUCGAACGCCGGUAAAGUGCAUGCUGAAUUGGCCGCACGAAAGAUCCUGAUCGAUUAUGUUGGCGACCAACUGAUCGUCAAGGUUUCUGGAUUUGGAAAGGUCUACGAUCUGCCCGAAGAUGGUUCUCCCUAUCACUUACUCGAUCCAUAUGCUAUUCCGUGGGCUCCACCUGAGCUAUUAGAAGGGCAGGUUCUAACGAGACUGUCCAACUCAUGGUCCUUUGCCGUACUCAUUUUUGAAGUCUUUUCCAAGGCUGAACAUCCCUAUAAAAGAGGACUAAAUGGUCCUCACGAUGCCGAUGCAUUAUUGCGUUGGCUAAAGCAAGGGAAGCGACUCCCACAACUCGGGCCUGACUAUUUUUAUAAACGGAUCGUCGAUCCGUGUUUUGCGUAUGAUUGGCGGCAACGACCAACAUUCUCCAAAAUUCUCGAACUUCUAAAGACCCCGCCACCCUUACAAAGUGAUCGCCCCUCUCCUCAAAUACAAAUGAACGAGCGAAUCACCGAGGAUCGAUGGGAGAUCAACCUUUAUCGGUUGAACAUUGGUGAUGAGAUCGGCCAUGGGGCUUAUGGAGUAGUCUACCAAGGGGAAUACCGCGGGCGGAUGGUGGCUGUCAAAGAAUCUAAUAACCUACAACAAAACACCCCGAUUGAUUUUGAAAGAGAGUCGCGCAACCUAAUGGAUCUCAGGCAUCCGAAUAUCAUCCGUUUGUUGGGGAUAGUGACAUCCGUGUUUCCAAACAAGAUUGUCACUGAACUCAUGUCCGGCGGCUCAUUGAUCAAAUUUCUUCGAACCAGUCAGACUAUCAUUCUACAACAGCAAGCCCUCUUCAUCCUUACACAGAUCGCCAGAGGGAUGGAAUAUUUGGAGGGCCGCGGGAAAAUUCAUCGCGAUUUGGCGGCACGGAAUAUUUUGAUCGAUGGUGAUCGAUUUGUUGUCAAGAUAGCCGACUUUGGCCUGGCCCGAGAUCUGGGUGGGGAAUAUUAUCAAGAAUUAGAUUCGGACUUGCCGAUACUUCACAGCCCACCCGAGGUGUUGGAAGAUAGGAAAUGGACAGCCAAGUCAGAUGCGUGGUCAUUCGCCGUCGUCAUUUUCGAGGUUUACACCCGAGGGCAGCGGCCAUAUGGUGAUCAAGUGGACAAAGCUGUCCAAAAGUCGCCGCGCAGAUUAUUGCAUUGGUUGCGGGACGAGAAUAGAUUGAAGAAAGCGGAAAAGUGUCCGGAUGCUGUUUAUCAACAGGUCACGAUGCCGUGUUUCCAGUUCGAAUGGCGCAGGCGUCCGGAUUUUACUACUAUCCUCGAAGCCUUAGAGCGGAUCCGUGAAGUCAAUGGCUAUACAUACGAUCCGGUUGAAGGCACAUCGUUGGACGAAGUGGAUAUGGACUUAUCCCCGCGGACGCAAAAUCAGCAAUCAUUGCCAAUCGACGAGCGAUUCAACUACCGCGACACGUCUUCAUUUCUCCGCUCUUUUUAUCGACCCUCUUCACCCUAU